AUGCAGAUAAAGUCAAGAUAUUAUUAUAUUUCCCUGAAUAUUUCAAUUCUCUUAUCCCUAAUCACUUUUAUAAAGUUAACUGAACUCCAAGAAACUCGAAAUUCUAAAACACCUUGUUGUUUUCGUGGUUCUAAUAUAUGUGAAUGUAAAAAAUUAUGGAUUAAUGAGAAAUUUUACAAGCAUUGUGGUGAAUUUAUUCAUAAAACACAAUUCAUGCGUUUAAUGCAUCAAUUAUAUAUUGAAGAUAAAGAAGAAAUAAUUAAUAAUAAUAAUAAACAAGAGGAUUUAUACACAUUGAUAGCUUUUGCAAAGAAUAAAUUAAGUCACUAUGAUCGAGUCAAUUUUACAUGGGUCUCGUUAUUAUAUAUUAAUAUACCUAUCAAGUGUAUUGAAAAGUUAUCCAGUUGUAAUAUACAGCCUGUAGUUAAUCUAACACUUGGUGAUUGUCCAACUUCCACUGAUAUUUACUUAUCACAAGUAGACAUUUAUUUAAUUCAACAAAAAGUAAAUAUAACUAUGCAAGAUUUAAGAGGAGGAACUGAUAAACAAUUUUACAGAAAAAUUGGUUAUCAUUUCAUUUCAUAUAAAAUCUUAUACAAUACAGAUUAUUUCAUUCAUCCACCGAUUAGAGGCAAUCGAUAUUAUGUGUUACGAUGUUUAAAGCAUGAAACAGUGCUUAAAAAUAUUGCUGAUAUUAUUACAAAUCCAGAGGAAAAAUUAGCCAUUGAAACUUAUUUAUUUAUAUCAAAUAAUUUUUAUAAUAUAUCAAAGCAUUUAUCUGAAAAAUAUCCCUUACUUUAUAUAACAGAUUAUAUGAUUAAAAAAGAAUAUGAAAAUUGUGAUAUAAAAUAUGAAGUUGAAUUUGAACACUAUAAAGGUAGUUUACAUUAUGAAUUUGAACAGUGUUCAAAUGUUCAAUGGUUAAGUGAACUAAAGAAUAUUACAAAUACUACUGAAUUCAUAGAUAAUAUUCAUUAUAAAAUUAAAUUAUGGACACGUGAAUUAAUACUUGAAUAUAGUGUAUUAGAGAUUAUUAUAACAAAGCAUUUAAGACAAAAUGAAACAAUACAUUCAGUCAAAAAGGAAAUUAUAUUGUCUGAAAAAUUUGCUAAAGCCUAUUGGUAUACAUUAUAUAAAACAAGUAGAAUUGCAGCAAAACUACAAGUGUUUUAUGAACUAUUAGAGAAAAUUGAAAAUCCUUCACGUACUUAA
Molecule: messenger RNA, 1212 nt
Organism: Trichobilharzia szidati
Lineage: Eukaryota; Metazoa; Platyhelminthes; Trematoda; Strigeidida; Schistosomatidae
Source: the annotation of a GenBank genome assembly